Mya arenaria is the source of this 3971-nucleotide messenger RNA. RefSeq names its product NUAK family SNF1-like kinase 1. Gene Ontology annotation, biological process: protein phosphorylation; intracellular signal transduction; microtubule cytoskeleton organization. Gene Ontology annotation, molecular function: ATP binding; tau-protein kinase activity; protein serine/threonine kinase activity. Gene Ontology annotation, cellular component: cytoplasm. The record is from RefSeq and is a predicted model, not a curated record. Lineage: Eukaryota; Metazoa; Mollusca; Bivalvia; Myida; Myidae.
UCAAAUCGGAAGAUAUGCUUGAAUAAACCAUUUCAUGAGGCGACAUGGAAGUCGUGUCUGGUAUUCUAACUCCGCCCACCAUAAGACGUAAUAUUCAAUUUAGAUAUCACAUGUGUUGCACUAGAUUUUUGUUUAAACAUUACUGAAUCUCAGUUGCAAUGGGUUGAUCGAUCCUUUGAGUGUCAAUUAUUAUUGGUGUUAAUAUUACUGGACUUAACUAAUAGUGCACGGUUUGAAUAACAAACUUCAUGUGACAAAAUUGAUAUUUUUUAAACUUGUGAUAUUAGAGUACUCUGUAUUCUCUUUGUAUAUGUUCAUGUGAUCAUUUGAUUUCUGACAUAAGUUGAUGAAAAGCGUUCCCAAUACAGACUUUCUCGGGUAUUAUGAAGGGAAUGCCAGACCAGACUCUAGGGGACAUGGAGACAGUUUUAGGAGAUCUGAUGUCUGGACGGAAGUCUCCUCUCAAAGUGCAUGGUCAUCGGCACAACCUAAAGAACAGAUUUGAAUUGAAGAAGACUCUUGGAGAAGGCACAUAUGGCAAAGUUAAACUUGCUGUUGAAAAGACAACCGGACAGCAGAUGGCCAUAAAAUACAUCAAGAAGUCGAAGAUUCGAGAUGAACACGACCUUGAUCGAAUCCGAAGGGAAAUCAAAAUCAUGUCCACCCUUCAACAUCAGAACAUUGUCAAUGUCAAAGAAGUGUUUGAGAAUAAGGACAAGAUAAUCCUUGUGAUGGAGUGUGCAGACGGCGGGGAGCUAUAUGACUACAUCAAUGACCACACCCUCACCGAGCGGGAUGCCCGCACCAUCUUCCGCAACAUCGUCUCUGCCAUCAAGUACUGCCAUCAGAGCGGCAUUGCUCAUCGAGACUUGAAGCUUGAAAAUAUAUUACUUGACCGCAACAAUAAUGCAAAGAUAGCAGAUUUUGGGUUGUCAAACUACUUUACGGGACAGGAUUUCCUGAAAACUUACUGCGGGAGUCCCCUGUAUGCCUCCCCGGAGAUUGUCAACGGCCAGCCGUAUUACGGACCGGAGGUUGACUGUUGGAGCCUGGGUGUUGUUCUUUAUACGCUUGUCUACGGGACGAUGCCGUUUGACGGCACCAACUUCAAGCGUCUACGCACACAGAUUACCACUGGCGACUACUACGAGCCAGACAAACCCUCAGAGGCUGCUGGCCUUAUUCGUCACCUGUUGACAGUUAACCCAGCUAAGCGGGCGACCAUCGAGGACAUCUGCGCCCACUGGUGGGUGAACCUGGGCUACAGUGUGAUGCCCGACAAUGAGCCCUAUAUCCCGCCAACUGUCCUCCAGCCUGUACCCAGCUGCCAGAACCAGACAAUCUCCUCAUCAUCAUCCGAGAGCGAUGAUGGGGAACCGGAAAGUGUUAAUAAGUCCAAGGUUGUUAAGCCACUUAAGGGUAUCCUCAAAAAGCCAAAAAUGACCAAUGAGGAGAAGUUAGCAAACUUGUUUUCCAGCCAUAAUAGUUCUAGUGACAACAAACAGUGCAAUACAAUGAAACCCAUGUCUGACAUUGAAUGCAGUGAGAAGGAAAACCCUCAGAACUGCAUUAAUAUGGGAGAGGACUCUGUAUUUACUGAGACCGAACAGGUGCUCCCAACUUCAGUGCCAGUAUGUGAUAGCCCAUUGCACAGUCGGGCACAGUCUUCUACAGAACUUGAAGCCCCUAGUGAUCAGGAGGAUCAGUCAGCCAUCUCCCACAGUUUAAGUGCUAUGAAAGAUGUUCCGUUUAACUCCCAGCUGUUGCCAAAAAGAGGAAUUCUAAAAAGGAAGGGUAAAUUCAGUGCUGGUGACAGCGGUUGUGAUAUAGAUGACUCUCUUCGUAAGGACAGCGCAAGCUUGUCUGUCCGUCCCAUGGAUCUCAGUGAGGCAGAUUCUGCUCUCGACUCACCAGACAAUGUGAAAUCUAUUGGUGCACACCUUAGUGCCAGCAAGGGCACUGCCAUUCCUACAUCUGGUGCUUUCAGUUUUCCAGCUGAUGAAUCUCAGGCUAACAGCACUUUGGUAGCUACUCCUGAUGGUAUAACCAGUGUGGUUGUCCGCAGGAGAAAGGGUAUCUUAAAAAACGCAUACAGGGACCCAGAUAAGCGCCUCAGUGCCUGCAGCAUAGGAUCAAAUUCAUCUGCAGACUUUUUGGACUUCUCAUAUGAUAGCAGUGAAGAAACAAUGACUGCUAAGUUUUGCAAGAAUUCUACGCAGAGAGACCUCCGUGACAUUUGUAUGGAAGUUCGAGAACUUAAUUCUGAUCUCUUUAAUCAUGCUGAGGCUAAAGAUGUUUGUAAGAAAGCUUUAGAUUUGUGCAAAGAUUUUUAAUUGUAUGAACAUUGCUCUCUAGUCAUUGUCAGAUCAAGUGAUGCAUGCCAUGCCAUGAUUGUUUUUUGUGAAUUCCAAAAAGAAUAUUAUAGUGUAACGUGUUCACUGAGAAGUUUACAUGUAAUCUGAAAUGCAAAUGAUAAUAUGUGCCUAUAUUUUUUUUAUUUAUUUUUUGUAUUUUCCAAGUAAAUUUAUAUACAUUGAUUCUUUGCAAUACUAUGGCAUUUGAUCGCUAUUGUUGAAAUUUGAUCUGUAUGAAAGAAUUCAUAGUUUUGUAAUGAGCAUGGAAUUACAAGUGAAAUUGGAGUUAAAGAGUUUAAACAAAGGCCAUUAAGACUCCUGGUAUCCACUUACUAGUUAUGCAUUAGUGAUUGACUUUGGCAGACAAAUUAACUUACUGUAUACUUCACAAAAAUGUUAGCCAUUUUUAAACAAAAGAAUGCCAUUAAUAAUUUGUUUACAUACAGCUAAACAAGUAAUUAAAGAUUUAUAGCACAAGCUUUCAAGAGACGAAUAUACAAUGCUUCUGAUGUUUAUUAUGCACAGAUAUUUUUUUCUCACACUUGGAAACAGACGGUCCAAUUUAUUAAUUAGUCCUACCGUCUAACCACAGAUGUAGUUUAAAUGGCUUUUGUUUAAAAAUGUCUGGCCCGCAAGAUAUGAUCUUUGUUGAUUCAGUUUAAUUGAAAAGAUUGACUCAAACCUGUGUGAAAUACCUCUGCAAUAUGAGGCCUCAUUUACUAAAGUUGUGAUUAAUUGUUGCCUUGUUAGAUUGAAAAUGGGUACUCAAAUCUAUAAACAGAUCAAAAUGCUGUUACUUGAUAAGGAACAAGGAGUAUACUAUUUCAAUUUUUAUAAAUAUCAGAUUGUUGGUUUUUUUCUCUGAAUGAAAAUACUAUACUCAUGAUGCAUUCCUUGCUAAUUUAGAUUUAAAACUGCAUUUAAAACUCAUCCAUCAUUUCUAGAUUUCUGUAUUUUACAUUGAGACUUUUUCUUUUAUCUGACAUGAUAGAUUGAUGGACUGCAAAUGCCUACUACAACCUGCCUCACAUUCUUACCAAAUAAAAUUAUGAUUUACUUGAGCUUGUAUUCGUACAAAGGGGGACCUUCAGUCAGGUGACACAAUCAUUGGUUAAAUUUAAAUCUUUUAAACAGUAGUUAUAUUUGAUAUUGCUUUGAUAUAAUAGCAAUAGCACGGUGAUUUCCCAGAGUUGAGUCACUGCAUUGUUUCAAUAUGAUAUCAUCCCUCUAUUUUUAUAUUCAAUUAUGUCUAUAUUGUGAUGAGCUGUGAGAAUCAAUAGGAAAAGGCUUAGAAAACACUUCAUUUACAAUACUGCAUGAUACACUUUAUAUUGUUAUUGUUCUCAUUCAUGAGCAGGUUCUUUUUAAGACCAGUGUUAUAAUACAGAGAGACAUGAGUUUUCCUGCAGAAUGUUUUCCUCGUAUAAACAUGCCCUUGUGUGUAUUGUCAUUCAUGUUAUAUUUCCUGAACAAAGAUGAUGCAAUGGGAUUUAUAAAUCAGUUGUCAAAUUAAUGUGAUUUGUGAUGAACAUGUACCUUCCAUUAAUUGUUCAAUUUAAAUUUAAUGUUAUUUAUUGUGAGCUAGAAGAGCACUUACUGAAUAAAACAUGAAACUAA